AUUCAGUUACAUGACUCAGGUUUGUUCAGAAAGCUGCCAGAGCUGCAGCUAUCUGCAGAUCUCUGCAGAUGGAUGUUGAGGACAGAGCCCAGCUCUGCUUUCCACAGCUGCUGAACACCUCCUGCAGGAAGCCCUUGCCUCCUUGGCCCGAAACAGUUACCAUUGUGUGGUACUCCAUCUCUCUGCUCACUGUGGCUCUCAACCUGCUCAUCAUCAUCUCAAUCUCCCACUUCAGGCAGCUCCACACACCCACCAACAUCCUCCUCCUCUCUCUGGCUGUCUCAGACCUUCUAGUGGGCCUCGUGCUGAUGCCUGUAGAAGUUCUCAGAAAAACAUCUUGCUGGUUUCUUAGUGACCUUGUGUGUGCUACGUAUACUCUUCUUUCAGUCAACAUUCCCUCAGCCUCAAUAGGUACCAUAGUGCUCAUAUCAGUUGACCGUUAUGUUGCUAUUUGUGACCCUCUGCAUUACACCACUAAAGUCACCGGGAGAAGAGUUAAACUCUGUGUUUGUCUGUGUUGGCUCUGUUCCGUUUUCUACAGCCUUCUUUAUUUAAAGGAUCUCCCGACUCAAUCAGGGAAGUAUAAAUCCUGCUACGGAGAAUGUGUGUUUUUAUAUGACCCGAUCUCAUUGACUAUUGAUCUUGUAUUGACCUUUAUUGUUCCAGUUACUGUGAUCAUAGCUCUGUAUCUGAGAGUGUUUGCUGUGGCUGUGUCUCAGGCUCAUGCCAUGCGCUCUCACAUUACAGCUGUCACACUCCAGCAUUCAGUGACUCCAAAGGCAAAGAAAUCAGAGCUGAAAGCAGCCAGGAAUCUUGCCAGGCAUCUUGGUGUUCUUGUAGUUGUUUUUCUAAUGUGUUUCUGCCCAUUAUACGCCACAAUAUGGACAGGUUACAACUUGUUUACUGCUUCAAUUUUACCCUUUUUACCCAUUCUGUUCUGUUUUAACUCUUGUCUAAACCCUGUGAUCUAUGCCUUGUUUUACCCCUGGUUUAGAAAAUCAGUUAAACUCAUUGUUACUCUUCAGAUACUGCAGCCUGGCUCCUCUGAGACCAACAUGCUGUAGAGAGGCUGAGAUCAGACUUGGUUUAAGGAUAAAGCAAUGAAUGCUGUUCAGUGAAUGAGUUAUCAAA
Molecule: messenger RNA, 1131 nt
Organism: Sander lucioperca (pikeperch)
Lineage: Eukaryota; Metazoa; Chordata; Actinopteri; Perciformes; Percidae
Product: trace amine-associated receptor 13c-like
Exons: 3
Coding region: 69-1064 (331 amino acids)
Biological process (GO): G protein-coupled receptor signaling pathway
Cellular component (GO): membrane
Molecular function (GO): trace-amine receptor activity
Source: RefSeq, a predicted model, not a curated record